Dicrocoelium dendriticum is the source of this 1761-nucleotide messenger RNA. The record is from the annotation of a GenBank genome assembly. Lineage: Eukaryota; Metazoa; Platyhelminthes; Trematoda; Plagiorchiida; Dicrocoeliidae.
AUGGACGACAAUGGAAGCAAACUGGAAUCAGUACUGAAACACCUGCUGCACGCAUUAAAGAUGCUCACGGACAGUCUUCAGGCUCAGACAACCAGCGCAGCAGAUGAACUCAGUCUCGACCGAUUCUUUCAAAUGGCUGGCGUGGAGCCGUCUCAGCUGGAAGCUUUGUGCAGUUCAGAACGGGACGGUGGGACGCCAGUGACACAUGAUAGCACCGAAAAGCUGCAUGCGUACGACACCGCAAUCACGUUGGAGCAAAAGUACAACGGGAUGGGCGCGACUGCCCCAUCCAGGGCGGAGGAGGAGGCCAACAGUUAUCGACGCAAACUGGCCGCAUACCAGGAGGGACAACAAAAGCAAGCCCUGUUGAUACAAAAAUUGCAGGCGAAGCUGCAAACAACGACGGAGAACUUAAAUUUACGUGUGGAAGCUUCAGAAGCGCGGGCCAGGGCUUUGGAACAAGAGCGGUCACACCAAUUAGAAGGCACUUUGGUCAAACUGCACGAGGAACAGCAGCGUGCAAACGAGUUAAUUCAGACGAAUGAAAUUCUCCGAGAUCAGCUGAACCAAGCAGUACAAGCUAAUCAGGGACUCAGUCAGGAUGUAGCUCGACUCACUUUGGCUUGGCGUAACGCUGCGCAACAGCUGGACAAACGUGAGACAGAGUGGCGUGAGGAAGAGAGUGCUUUCAACGACUAUUUCGCGGCGGAGCACAGUCGGUUGCUCGCUCUUUGGCGCGCAGUGGUCGGGCUGCGGAGACAAUUCGGUGAUUUACGGCAACACACUGACCGAGAUCUGAUCUAUGCUCGCAACGAGUUAACUCGAUAUGUGCGCAGUAUACAGUCAGUGUGCGGUAACCUGGAAGUGAACAUACGCGCCGCGGAGGCCGAGGCUCAAUCACAUCUAAAACGGGAGUCUAAACACGCCACGGCUGUGGAACUUGAGGCUGCAGAUCGGGUGCGCUCGCUCACGGAAUCACUUGCGCGCAGUCAGGCGCGGUUGGCGGAAACGGAGCACAAAAUGACAGAGCUGGUUGCUGCGCGGGAGAGGCUUGCUUCACAGUUGGCUGACCGAGACCGCAUUUUAUCGACAAUGAGCCAGCUUCGGUCCGGGAUAUCAUACUUGGACGGUUCAGAGUCCAAACACAGAAAGAAAGCUUUUAAACGAGGUAAACGAAGCUUGCAUCCGGAGUCAGAGGCAUCGGAAGAAGGUGAUGAAUCUGUGCAAGACCUGGGCACUUCGUUAGAGGACAAUGAGGACCAUCUGAAAGCGACGAAACGACUAAUUGAGCACACUCACGUCAUGCAUCGAGCUCUGGGCCAGAUAGCACAGUUGGUCAUCUCCGAUUCCUUGAUCGCGGAUGCUGAUGAGGCCGAAGAGCCCACACUCAAUCCCCAACAUCCAGACUGGUCUGCAGGUCGGGACUCAGCACGAUCACUGGAAGCGAGAAGUCAAAAGUCAGAGGAAUCUUUGGUCGCUCAUGGUCGACCAGAUGAGGAGAGGGUCGGAGCGCAAUCAACUUCUUCAUUACUAGCCAUCGAAGUGCAUGACGGAGCUGAGUCGGACCAGACGGUUCAACGGAUGUAUGCUAUUAGUCCAAGUGAAAUGGGCCAGCUGAGGCGACUUGCCCAUUCGAAAUAUCAAGCUGGAUCCAGUUCGCAUCUAGCCGAGUCCGCACUGUCCGCAGUACAAGCGGCACUAAAUCGCAGAGCAGCCCACCCGCACUCAUGUCACUUAAGACUCCGCAUGCUCUUCCGCUAA